This is a messenger RNA of Tetrahymena thermophila SB210, 3600 nucleotides long. Its product is annotated as PAS domain S-box protein. The record is from RefSeq and is a predicted model, not a curated record. The transcript is spliced from 5 exons. Lineage: Eukaryota; Ciliophora; Oligohymenophorea; Hymenostomatida; Tetrahymenidae.
AUGUAAAAUCAAAGUCUAUUUCAAGAAUUUUCAAAUAGCAGAGACCAUUAAAAAUACAAAGAUUGGAAAUUCUUAAAAGUUAUAAGAAUACUUCUCAAUUAAGCAAUAUUGAGCUAAAAUAACUACUUUUUAAGAGGAUAAGGAGUCAACUAUGAAAUUAUAAUUUAACUUCACGAAAAGCAAUGCACUGAUAAUAAUCAAUUUUGUUUUUGCCAUAAAUUCAGAAGAUACGAUAAUAAAGAGUCAUUGAAAAUUCAAGAAUUAUCUGAAAUAUAAGAAUAUGCUCAGCUUGUUAUAUUAUAAUUAAUAGAAGCCUUUAUCUAAAGCAGAGAGAGAAAAAACAAGAGCGAGAGUUCUUAGUUACUAAAAUAUUCAUAUUUGAAUUACCUUUAUGAAAUAAUCAACAAUUCAACUAGAGUACUCGUAUAGCUUUAAAAAAUAUCAAUAUACAAUUUAAAUAAAAUGAAUAAAAUUAAUUUAAGAGAUUAAUUUUACUUUGAGUAGUUGAAGCUAUAAAUUUUAAAUGAUUACAAAAUAAAGCUAUUUGACUCUAAUAUAGAAAAUUAAUAGCUAAAUAUGAUGGAAGCCAUUCUAUUUGAUGAUAAAAUAAAUAUAUGCAAAGAGAGAUUUAGUACUCUUUUAUUGCAAAUAGGCCAUUUCUAUGAUUAUUUAAGUGGAAACUAUAUUUAAUUGCAAAAAUUACAAGAUAUAUCUCUCCCUUUAAUAGAUUUAAACUAAAAUUUAGAAUAAAAUAUUGUUGAGCUUUUUUAAAUCAACCCUUUAGAUUUUGACCUAAAAUAUCUAACUAGUAUAUACAUCUAACUUAUUGAUUUCUAAAACAGAAGAGUUAAAGAAUUUCAGCAAGCAGCUUUGGAUCUUUCAAAAUAGAAAACUGAUAAUUAAAAAAAAUUAGUUGAGAUAGGCUAAAAUUCAGAAAAGAUAUGUGUGUUUUUCACAUCCUUCAUAGAAAAAGAAUUUUUGAUUAAAAAGACUUCAAAAACAUUUGAUAAAAUAUUUGGUUACAGUUCUGAGUUCAUCCAGGGAAAAUAGCUCAAUAUUUUAAUACCAAACCUUAUUGAAAGGCAACAUAAUUCAAUGAUUUAGGCAUUUAUUGAUGAAUAUUCAAUGGAAAUUAUUACCUAAGGAGAAAGAAAUGUAUUUGGUUUGGAUAAAAAUGGUUUUGUUUUUCCUAUUAGUUUAAGAAUAAAAAUACAAGUUUUUGAAAAUGAUUUAGGAGUUUGUACUCUCGUUAAGAAAAAUAAAUAAGUAUUUUAAUACAUAUUUUUUGAAAAUGAAGGAAUCAUCACUGAUUUUUCAAAAAGAAUAUUUGUAGACAUAUUUCAGUCUCUUGGGCUUAAAAAAUAAUAGCAAUUAAACAUUUUUGAGCUAAUUCCUUCUCUUGAUGAUAUUGUUAAGACUUAAUAGAUAAAUAUACAUUUAAGCAGUGUUUUAGUUAUCAAAGAAUAAUAUUUAAGCUAAAAUAAUAAAAAUCACUUUCCAUAACCAAAAUAAUUUAGCAAUUUAUUGACUUAAAACGAUGAAAUUUUUCAAAUAUAAUUUAGAUAUUUUAGCUAUUAAACUAAAAAUAAAGUUGAUAUUAAGUAUAUUGAAAUAGACUUUUACUCUAAAGAAACAAACACAGUUAAAAAAUCUAUGAUCUUAGAUCAUUUAAAUAAAUAAAAAAUAAAAAAAGAAUCAAAGAUAUUUUAAAAAUAAGAAAGUUAAUAAACUUUCGAAUUUACCAAUUCUUUAUAGCAAUAGUAUUUUUCUACAAAAGAUUUCACCAAUGUUUUUGAUAACUCUGAUUAAAAUCCGAUCAAGUAAAAUGAAGAUUUCAAAAAUUAUUAAAAUAAUUUAUCAAAAUAGUAAACGCUAGAAAAAAUUAAACCUGAAUAAACUCAAAACUAAAAUGAUUCCAAAUAACUUACAUUUUAAAAUAGUAACAAUAAUUAUCUAAAAUAUUUAUAAGAUUAAGCAUUUUUAAAAAGCUCUGAAAAUUCAAAUAUUUAUCAAAGAAACUAUGACCUAAAAUAGCUCAAUUCGAAUGGAUUAUAUGAUAAAUAAAAUCAAGAACUUUAAUUAUCUAUGAUAAAUUCUCCAAACAAAAUGAUGACUUAUGCUGCUGAUUAAACCGAAAUGAUUUUAUCUCCUGCUAUUUCUCAUUUAGAAAAAUAAUAAUUUCUGAUAAAUUAAUCAAAUGAAUAUUAUAAUUUGAAACUUUAUCCUUAAUAAAUUUAACAAAAUGGUAAUAACUUACAAGAAUAAUCUCUAAACAAUAUUUUUUCAUAGUAAUAUCUAAAUAAGUAGCAUAAUCGAAACAAUACAGCACAAAAUUAGCAUAUCAAAUCAAAUAGCUUCUUAUUAGAAAAUAAUUUUUUAGAAAAAAAACAUACCAAUGAAGAGUUAUCAGUUGUCAAAAGAGAAUUUAGAAGUUUUAACAACUUUAGAGAAUAAGAAGAUUUAAAGCAAGAGUAAAAAAACGAAAUAGAAAGUGUAAACUCCAGUAAGUACAGUACUGAGGAAAUUAUGAAAAGGAAAAUGAUAUAAAGAAUAAAAAAAAUGGGCUUUAAUAAAGGAUUACAGCUCAUGGUUUUUGCAGGAAUUUCAGCAUUUGUUAUUUUAAGUAUUGUAUCACUUAUCAUAUAUUUUGAAAAUCUAAAUAGUUUGGAUUCUUUUGUUUAAUCAUUUCUAAAGAUUGAUGAUGCUCUCUACUGUUUUGUUGAUGUAAUGAAUAUGGUUGCACUCAAUAACUACUAAGCAGUUUUGGGAGGAAGUUAAUCUUUCAUUUUAGAUGACUUAGAUCUUUAAAAUUAUGAGAAUAAACAAUCAGAUUAUUAGCAAUAAGUGGUCUUGUAAGAUUAUAAUACUAGUUUAUAAAAGCUUGUUAUUAAUAAUGAUAGUAGUGAUUAGCUUAAAGAUUUAUAAAAUAAUUUAUUUUAAGUUCAAAUUUACUCUGCUGGAUUUUACAAUAAUAACAGGGCUUUAAAAAAUUCAACCACUACUUUUGAAUAGAGUCUAUAAUACACCCUGAUGCAAUUUUUCUAUGAGAUAACAUUUUAUUAUCUUAGUUAUGAGGAGUAGUAAGAAGAUUUUAUUUGGGGAAACAUUGUCAGUUUCAAAUAAAGAAUGAAAAAUUUAUAGCUGAUUGUAGAAAAUUAUGCUACAGAAUAAUUUAAUAAUAUGAAUUACUAGUAAAUAUCUGCAAUUAUUUUAUUUACUUCUAUCAGUACAUUGUUAGUAUUUUCAGUUUUACCUAUUUACAUUGUUAUUUAAAUUUACAAGGAAAAGGUUUUGAAACUCUUUGGUACAUUUUAACCAUCAACAAUAGAAUUUUAAAUAAGAUAAAUAGAGCUUGGCCUUUUUAAAAUAGAGUAAAUCAAUAUUUUGGAGUAAACGAAUAACAGUACUUACUCUAAUAAAAGAUCUACAAGUAAUAGAAAGUAAAUAUAGCAAGUAAGGGAUUUAAAUUUCUUUUCGAAUUAGCAAGAAGAAGAAGAAUAAAAGUAUGAAAGAAAAUUAAACUAUCAAAUUCCUCUAUAUAUUCAAAGGAACUAUUGCUGUAGCCCUCUUACUCGUCAUGCCUAUAUUAAAUUUAAUUGA